This is a messenger RNA of Eleginops maclovinus (Patagonian blennie), 9751 nucleotides long. RefSeq names its product Rap guanine nucleotide exchange factor (GEF)-like 1 (gene rapgefl1). NCBI's taxonomy places the organism in Eukaryota, Metazoa, Chordata, Actinopteri, Perciformes, Eleginopidae. The record is from RefSeq and is a predicted model, not a curated record. The coding region runs from base 665 to 2662 and encodes 665 amino acids. Gene Ontology annotation, cellular component: plasma membrane. Gene Ontology annotation, biological process: positive regulation of GTPase activity; Ras protein signal transduction. Gene Ontology annotation, molecular function: guanyl-nucleotide exchange factor activity. The transcript is spliced from 16 exons.
GAGGCUCUGCAGCAAAACACCAGAAAACCUACAACACGCAAACGCACCGGCGGGCGGGUUCAUGUGCUCCAGGUGAGCGGGGAGGGAGAGGAAAUUACCCCGCAACGUCGAUCACUACUCCGCCGUUUAUCCCGGAGAUAUCACAGAGAAACCCGCACCACACGCACACGGUGUACCGAAGAAACCCCUGCGGGACAGCUGCAGAGGCUCACGGCCGGGAAGGGGUUCAUAUUCUCGGGGUGUUUGUUUCUAUUCCUUCCGCCCACGGACUGGAACUCGGUGUUUACGCGGCGGCCGCAGAGAACGAGGAGCGCGGCGAGGAGGAGUCGCUGCAGCCGGAGAGGAGCGGCCGAGCAGCGGACACACGGAGCAGCUCUCUGGGUGUUUUCCUAUUAUUUUUUUUUAAGGUAAAGGGUUAAUAACACUGUUCGGUGAUAAUACCUGAAGAGGAGUCUAGCGCCCGCCUCCACCCCUAAUGGGGUAAAAAUCGGUCUGUUCUGCAGCCUUGGAGGGUCCGCUCACACCUGCUCACUGCGGGGGCUGUAUGAUGUAGCCCCCGCCUCUGCUCCGGUUCUCUGCAUCACCAUCACCAUCCUCAAACGUCCACCAUCUCUGCCCCCCCCCACUACACACACACACACACACACACACACACAGACCCACCAUGCCUGCAGGGAUGAAGCCGCUGGAGAAGUUCCUGAAGAAGCAAACCACGGCGCUGACCCGGGCCGGGGGUUUUGUCGGCGGGGUGGCGGAUAAAGCCAGCGGGGGAACAGGGGCGUCCCGCCGGCGGGCAAGCCUGUCCCGGGUCGUUCCCUUCUUCCGGGAGACUUCACCUGAGAGUGGCCAGGCUCGGGAGGUGUUCAGCCCCGACAGUGAAGACCCCCCGUCCUGGCCCUCUGCCACUGGGCCCGGUCUGGUGUCGGUACCCGGGUCCGGCUCCGGGGACGUCCGCAGCCCGUCUCUGUCCAGCGACGAGCAGAGCUCAGAGGCCAGCCUAAUCACAGAGUGCGUCGGGGGAGGAGGAGGGGUAGGAGGAGGGGGGACACCUCUUCCUCCCGACACACCAGACAAUAUCACCCUCGCUCUGCUGGACAGCGCGGCGGGAAAGCGAUCCGGAGUCUGCACAGAAACCUUGCUGGAUGACUUCAUGUUGACACAUCCCAUCUUCAUGGCGGCCGACAGGUUCCAGCAAGUCCUGCUGCAGCAAUUCAACCUGGAGACGGAGGGGAAGCAGGGCGAGAGGGGAGGGAGGGAGGCACAGGGGGAGAGGAAAGAUGGAGGAGGAGAGGGUGAAGGGGGGAUGGGCCGAGCAGAGCGGAAGCAGGCGGUGCUGAACGUCGCCUUCCGAUACCUGGAAACCUACAGAGAGCUGCUGCAGGAGGAGCGCAGCAACAGCUUCCCAAAGGAGCUGUACAUGUGUGCGGUUCAGGAGCUGAGCCAGAAUCCUGAGCUGGUGGAGGACGUUCUCAAACUGCAGAGAUGGACCGAGAUCUUACACUGCCCCUCCGAUGAGGAGAAGGAGAUCAGGAAGAAGCAGGUCCGUCCUCUCUUCAGACACUUCAGACGCAUCGACGCCUGUCUUCAGCCCAGAGAGGCCUUCAGGGGCUCGGACGAGAUCUUCUGCAGGGUGUACACCCCGGAUCAUUCCUACGUCACCAUCAGGAGCCGUCUGUCCUGUCGGGUCGGAGAGAUUCUGGCUCUGGUCCGAGAGAAGCUCCAGUACAGUGAAGACCAACCGGUUCUGCCCGGAAACCUCAUCCUGGUGGCCGUAACAUCUGCUGGAGAGAAGGCAGUGUUUCGUCCCAGUGACGAGGCCGUGUUCACCACGCUGGGAGUCAACACCCACCUGUUCACCUGCGAACCCACCGAGCUCGAGUCGCUUCUCCCUCUCCCUGAGGAGAUCCACUGGACGCCCGGUGACAGCAAACUCCACGACAUGUCAGCAGAGGAGGUCUCCAACCAGCUGGUGGUGUUUGACUGGGAGCUCUUCAGCUGCGUGCACGAGGUGGAGUUUGUGUGUUAUGUGUUUCACGGGGAGCAGUCUCGCUGGCGCCCCCUAAACCUGGAGCUGGUACUGCAGCGGUGCAGCGAGGUGCAGCACUGGGUGGCCACAGAGAUCCUGCAGUGCCAGUCGCUGCCGAAGAGGGUCCAACUGCUCCGCAAGUUCAUCAAGAUCGCAGCGCUUUGUAAGCAGCAGCAGGACCUGCUGUCCUUCCUCGCUGUCGUUCUGGGCUUGGAUAAUCCAGCUGUCAGCCGACUGAGACUCACCUGGGAGGGUCUCCCAGGGAAGUUCAGGAAGCAGUUUCAGCAGUUUGAGGGCACAGCGGAUCCCUCCAGGAACCACAAGUCCUACAGAGACCUGAUCACCAGCCUCAGACCUCCUUUGAUCCCCUUCACACCUCUGCUGCUCAAAGACUUGACGUUUCUUCAUGAGAGCUGUAAGACCUUUCACGGAGAACUGGUCAACUUUGAAAAGAUGCAUAAGGUGGCGGAGAUGGUGAGGAUCAUCAGGCGGUACCGGAGCAGCCAGCUAGCCAUGGAUACAGAGACGUCCCCCUCCCACCUGCAGACAAAGGCGUACGUCCGGCAGCUGCAGGUGAUCGACAACCAGAACCUCCUGUUCGACAUGUCCUGCAAACUGGAGCCCAAAGACACAUAGAGGGGGGGAAAAAGAUGGGAGGGAGAUAAAUGGAGGAGGAGGAGAAAGCUGUUGUUCCAGCAAUUGCUGCCUGGAAACAAUAAAGCUAACGGAUGUAAACAGAGUCAGAAAUAAGGUAAAGACGGAAUCUCAAACUGGAACCACACUACAUCCUUCUCUUCAUCUACUUCCACCUGGAACACAACAAAUAACGUUUUACGAAGACUUCUUGAUCAGCAACAUGAAGAGAGUUUGUCAAACUGGACCAACAACUCGAUACACACAAACAUUUUUUUCCUGAUUUUCGUGAUCCAGUCAGAGCUCGUAUUUGAAGAUGCUUGACCCGAAUAUAAGACAAUAGGACAAACUACGCGGGAGUUUAUAUCUUUUACAAAGCGAAAAGGCUACACAGUCUUUUUCUAAACAAGUCUUGGAAAACUCUCAACGUGUUAUGGCUGCAAUUUAAAAGUAUUUUUUGCUUAGGAAGGUUUCUUUUAGCUAAACGCCCAAGUCCUCAGGAGGAACGCAAGUUUUAGAACCAGAUUUCACAGCCUCCAACGCUGUGUCCAGUUCUCUUUGUACAUAUUUGGAAAUGACCCGACAGUACCUUAAUGGCAGCCAUGAUAAGAUCCGGGGGAAUAGUGUAAGUGCUAAUGGAAGCUUCCUCAGUGCUCCGUUAUCUCUUUUAGCAUACGACCAUACUUUAGGAGAGGAAAGAAGAUAAUGCCCUUCCACAAUUUCUUGAAGCAACAACACCUAAAGGCAAAGCUCAUCACUAACAUCCAGAGGGAUAUCUUCUUUUACUUUUCCAAUCAAGGUAACGGAAGAGCAGAUUAAUGUUUUUCUACUAUAUGUCCGCAGCCGUUGGAUGUUUUUAUCAUCUUUUAUUCGUGUCAAUACAGUACUUUUCGAAGGGUGCAUCUCAGAUCUACACAAAGACAGCUGCUUUGGGUCAUUUUUGGCACCAUCAACCAGACGCUGCACUUCAAACCGAUGGCUUGUUGAUCCAACGUGUUGGGAAGCAUGUCAGAAACACUGGAACAGAAAUAUAUAUUUUUUUUUUAUCACAAGCAUAAUCCAUACAAGCAUCUUGCAGACGGAUCGAUUCUUUAUCCAACAGACGGUGCAAUUGUGGAAGUUUGGUUCUCCAGGAUAUUUUCUCAGAGGAUGCAGGACACUUAGAACCUCCUUUACACCUGGAUUUAGUGUGCUGGGAGAUUGGAUCAAUAGACACCUUGGGUCGUUUGACCAGAUGUCUUAAGUAGUGUAAAAGCUAAUGCAUCCUGAUGCGUCUUCAACAAGGACCAAUCAGGGAAAAACGUCAUCAAAACUGCGGGUCUCCUUAUCUUUCUCAUCUCUAGUUGGUUCUCAAAUCGCUUACACUGAAACUAUUUUGAUCACUGGCUUAUCAAAUGUUAGAAAAAUGUCCAUCUCAGUUUCUCGAACAACUAAUUUAUCCCAGAUUAAUCGAUAAUACAAAUAUUUGUUAGUUCAAGCCAAUGUCUGAACAUUACAGUUAUGCCGUAGAAAUAGGUUACGAGUGGGCUUAACAUCCUGGAACACGGCGAGGAUUGUUUUUGAUUAAUUUUUUUCUUUUAAUUCCUGGCAGACAAGACAAAGGUUGGCCUCCUGCCCAAUAAAAACAACCACCAAUAAACCAUAUUUGCAAAAUGAAAUAAUGUGAGUGUGAUCCGAUCAAAGGCUGUAGUUUGAGAUGCAUUUAGAGAAGCUUCCUUAUGCCAGGUGUAAAUAGGGUCUUUAUCUCUUCAGUAACAACCAGAAACUAAAUAAUUCUAGUCACUCUGAACCUUCGUAGAGACCCGUUUGAUUGCUGAUGGAAUCUGUCAACUUCAAACGUCGCAAGUUUACGCGCAAGACGUCUGCGCUCCGAAAACUGGAUUUCAGGUCUGACUAUAUUUUUCCAUCAAAUUUACAAACUCUUUAAUGUUGAAUAAAGGGCACAACGGACAUUGUGGAUCUGUAGCUGAACUCUCAGCGGGGGAUUGUAUCCAUGGUCUACAUCCGUGGACUGCUGACCUCUGAUCUGUGGUUCCUGUCAGCUGCCAUAUCCCACACAGGGCUGUCAGGAACUUGGUUUGUUUUAUCUGAUUCCUCCGUGAUUUCUCAGACUUACUUCAGCACAUCGUCACGGUGCGUUCAUGGACUUUGAUCAGUUGACAGGAAACGUUUCUCAGAGGACGUUCAGGAUGUAUCCUCGCUGGAUGAGAGUGUGUAGAUGCUGGUUUUCUACCCAACAUGAUCUUAAAUGUUAUGCUGAAGACGUUUGGUCCUUCCUGCUUUUUGUUCCAGGUCUUUGAUGACACACAUGAAACGUCUCUUUACAGUGUUUGAUGAUCCAACCAGUCUGUUUGAGUAUUGACGUUGCACUCGCUUUAAAGGACCAUACCGCUGUUUUUUUCUACAUGUUUGAACCAUUUUAAUCUAAAUCAUGUUCACACUGCCGAAGCACUACUCAGUGUUUAUUUUUCCAAUAUGGCGUAAUUCUUUCGAGACGGCAGCAACUAUUAGUUUAACAAAAUUGUCAUGAAAAGCUGGUUUAUGCGUAUAUCUCUAGCAUCAAACAUCAGUCAAAUUCAAUAUUCUAGAGAAAUAUUGACAGACUUUGUCCAAUAGAGAGUACAAAUGACCAUCUGUUUUCUCAGAAUAAGACUACUUCUAAAAAUGUGUUCUUAAACUAUUAAGAGGAUAAAUACAUAGUGUGCAUAUCUAGAAAACAUAGACACAUUUGCAGAUAAACAAAGUUUAAAACAACGGUUUUGUCUUGGUAGACGCAGUGAAAUAACUUGAAAGAUACAAUUAAUCAACACAUAAUAUUACAAACUAAACUCAAUGAAUUACACUUUCUAGGUAAACUGGCUAGAACAUGUAAAACUAUAAUAUCACUCUGAGGGCGUAACUCUCUGCCAAGGCAAAAGGUGCAUUCAGUUGUCCUACAGAUGGUCCUAUUCCCCAAGAUGGAACCUUUUAACUAACAAUAACACAGACCCUUCAAAGGAGAUGUGUGUCGGUGGUCUAGUAGUUAUUUAAUGAAUAAAUUAUCCCAAUAUAUUUUGACACAACUUGGUUAAAUGUAUUGUAUGCCGUAUAACCACCUGGUAUUUAUGUGAAAUGUAAAGGUUUAUUCUUUGGCCCAUUCUACACACUUUCACCAAGUUUCAUGAAAAGCUGCUGAAGGCAAACAAACUGAAAACAUGACCUCCUUUGGGGAAAAAAACAGCUAUGGUCCUUUAAUAAUGUGACUGAAAAUGCUAACAAGUGGAUUGAACUGAUUACCACAAGACAGCCUAUCAGCUGUGUUUACGGGACAGAAAUACUCCAGGGAGAUGAAUACAAUCGUACGAGAGGGUUUGACAGAAAAAAACCUUUUAUUUUUCCUUUUUUCCUCAGCAUUUGGGAUCUAACUGCUGUCACAUUUUAAUGACCAGUCAGCUGUAAGGAAGGACCUGAUCAAAGCUGCCCUGCCAUUGGUCUGUUCUGAUGGCAAUAACAGGAAGUGGAGCUUGUUGGUCAACCUAUCGCAGCAACAAAGCACUUUUGCCAAACCUCAGGGCUCAGAGACACAGAGAGGUUUUGUUUACUCUUUAUUCUAGAUUUUCAUUAGAGUUCAGUUCAGUUGAGUCCAGUUGUGUUGCGAUCAAUUGGUUCCGUGUUUGUACAGCUGAUCACUCUUCAGUCAUAUUUACUAUAAUAAUCGAAAUCUACAGAGUUGUUGUUUUUCUGCUGUGAUCACCACCAGGUCUGAGUCCAGCCUGAACGCUCACACAUUGGUUAAGAUCUUUUCUUUUUGCAGAGCACUGAAGAGUUUCCCUCUCAGAUGUUGUACAUAUUAUAUAUUAAGAAGAAAAUAUUAAUAUAUCACUUUGCUAAUACUCUGCUGCUCACAAACAUACAUUUUUUAAAUAAUAUAAUAAUAUUUCAGAAAGAAGUUCUUGCGAUGAUGUAAUUUUAUACAUUUUGCUAUGUUAUGAUUACAAAGUCAUUAUUUAUAAUGUCGUCAUAUGCCUAACAUUCAUUCGUAACAUGCACAUUCAUGUAUUCGUAAUAUUUGAAGAUGACGUCACAUUUUAUUGCAAAAUAAUGUGUUAUAUGAUUUUAAAAAGUAAUUUGUCAUAAUGAAGUCGCUUUUUUCAUAAAUAAUUCACAAUGAAAUCAUUUAAUUUAAUUUCAUCAGAUUCUCUAAGUAUAUAGCAAGCAAUACAAGAAAACAAUCCCGCGGUAUUCUUGAAUUAUCAGUUAUAUAUAUAAGUUAAUUACUAAUCAAACUUAUGAAUAACUAACCGAAAUAAUGUCUUAAGUUUAAUUCAUACAUUUCAAUUCUCUAAUUCUAAAAAUAAACUAAAAGGUGAAUUAUUUUGGAAUAAAAUUAGAAUAUGAAGAAAUAAUGAGUAUAUUUGACUCUUUUCACAUGAACUGAGCCGUUAUCAAAGAAUAUGUAAACAAGCCUCCUUUACAUUCGACAUCUAUUUAAGGAUUUACAGUUCGAUAGGUACAUUUAUUUGCAUAAACACAUUUUUUACUUUAUGGUUGGGCUGAGACUUCAGUGCGUCAGAACGGUGCACGCGUUUGUAUAAAUUAUCUAAAAAGGUGUAAAUGGUUUUAAAAGUGUUCUCUGUGCUCAGCUCUGGUGGCAGUGAGACUUUGUCAUUCUCCAUCUGUACCAUAACAUCCUGUUUGUAAGAGCUCAGUGAGGCAGAUCCCUUCCAGAGACAAGUCUGCCGAUUCAGGUCAGAACAAGAACAAGCAGUUCAGCUUUCAGACCCAACAGCAUAAUUAAAGUCUGCUUUAUUUCAACCUUUACAACCUGGCUCUUAUUUUGGUUGUUUGGUGACUUUAUGGACAGAAAGAGAAACUUUUGAAAAACGAGAUUUCAGUUUUCAACAUUUCAAAUAUUCAAAAACAUGACGUGUGAACUGAGGCAGCUUGAUUCUGAACGGGAAAAAAUCUGCAAAAUGUCUAGCUGACAAGAUCUUAUAGCUAAUAUAAAGUUUUAAAAAGUUCACAAGUUUGUUGGAACAGCAAACAUUUUUGAAAACAAAAGAACAGGCUUUUGAGAACAAGUUAAAACUUUCUAGAAUAUGUCUUCAAUCAUUCAAAAAGAGUCGGACUUCAGAGAACAAGAGUCCAUACCUUUUCGAGGAUGCAAAUUCAACCUUUCAAAACAUUUGAGAAGACAAGUUUCAACUUUUGAGAACAACAGUUUGAACUUUGGAAAGCUAAAAACAAAAAACAUAAGUUUGACUUUCUUGUUCACAAGUUCAAACUUUCAAGAACACUAAUUCAAAGUAUUAUAAAUAUGCUAAUCUGAGACCAACAUUUUGAGAACCACAUUUUGUGUACACAAUUUUGAACUUUCAAUGAAACCCGUAUCAACUUUCUAGAAGAAGUGUUCAAAUCAUGGAGAGGACUAACUUUCGAGAGCAAGAGUUUGACAUUUAAGCGGGACUUAUUUGUAGAACGUGAACACUUUUUUGUUCAAAAUCCCAUACUGAGUCUGAGAAUGCAUUUACAGGACUCAAUAUUUGCUGUUGAAGAUUUUGUUGAGAUGUUUUUGGUGGUUUGGUCGCCUGAAAAGUGUGAAACCCAGUGAAGAUGACACCAUCACUAGUCUGCCGGUGGCUCUCUCAGGACCACUUCCUGGGUGAUUGGCGCUUUAUGAUUAUAGAUCCCUCCUUAGUUUUGGGCAGAAACAGAAAUGUUGAAUCCCAACUUUCUCUAACCCUAACCUAUCUUUAACGUUUCACAUGACCUAAACAGACCAAACCUUCCAGAUUUCGAACGUUUCGCAGCUUCUGCCUGUAAUUCUGCUGGGAUCCAUCGUUUUUGGAGGCGGACGGUCUCUUGGGUCGAGGCUGUCUGCUGUGACGCCGGCAUUUAAACAGUGAAUAAUUAAAAAAGUGUACAUACUGCAACCCUGUAAAUAGGCAAAUACUAACGGAGACUCUAUUUUAUGUAUCAGCUGAAAGAGAGUGAUGCUUACUCGAUGAGAAAUAUUUGAUUUGAUGUUUUUUAUUUGUAAAAGAGAACAUGUACAGUGACGAUAGAAAGAGAAAGAAAUGAUGAUGAAUAUAUGACUUUAUGAAUUGUACAGUUUAAUCUCUUCAGUUUGAUUGUUCUGUUAUUUUCUAUCUAAGCUUGGGGUUGUUUCUGUUAGUUUUUUUGUACAGAAGUGGCUGUUUACAUCGAUUACAAGUCCUUAUUUCUGUGAACGUCAGACAGACAAUUUGAUUGGAGCCGAGAUCUGGGAGGAGGCGGGUCUUGCAGGAUUGGUGUCAUAUUAACGAAUAUUAUGGAAACAAUUUGGAACAAAGUUAUUCUGUGAAAUAAAUAUUGGAGCGACUAAGGACAUAUUAAAUCCUGUAAUUGAUAUAUGCUAUGUUAUAGUGUUAUUUUCUUUUUGACAAACAGUUCACAGUAUUUAAUAUCCCACAAAGGGUUCAUUUUAUUUGUAAAUUAUAUUAAAAGCCAUAUUCGUGGGAUAAUACGUUGCUCAUUGUAUUAGGAAACAAUGCAAGAUCAAGAUUUCAUUAGAGAUUCAUUUACUUUGAACCUGUAUUUCAUAAUAGGAUUCUUUUUCCUAUAUGACUUCAUCAUCCUCAUUUCUUUUUUUCCCUCCUAAUCAUGAACGUCUUUCCCAAAAUGAUGAUGUUAUUUUUGAAACCACUGAUUUACUUUCGCAUCAUAGUGAUGUACUUUAUUGUGUCAUCUAUUUUUCUGCAAAACCAAGCCAUUUUCCAAAGCCUUGUAAAGAAUGUAAGGAUCAAUGAAGGUGUUUUUGCAGUUUCCCUAAAAGUGAGACUUUUAUUUUGAAAUAAGACUUAAAUAUAAUAUAAAUCCCUUGUAAUUUUGGGGAAAAUUGACGAAAAAAACCCAACAAUUUAAAGCUGGAUGUGUUUAUUUUUUGGUGAAAUUAAUAUUUGUAUCUAUUUAUUACACUUCAUCUAAACUACUGUAUGUUUAAGUGUUCUUACAGUUUAAGUUUCUGAAUUGAUUUGAAGUUCAGCAUAAUUGUUGAAAUAGAUUUUGAUCUCGUCUCCUCCAGACUGACGCUCCAUCUGCUGGCACUGAAAUAAUAAAACCUCUGGACAACAA